This is a messenger RNA of Micropterus salmoides (largemouth bass), 1353 nucleotides long. Its product is annotated as dehydrogenase/reductase SDR family member 13-like. Lineage: Eukaryota; Metazoa; Chordata; Actinopteri; Centrarchiformes; Centrarchidae. The coding region runs from base 634 to 1353 and encodes 239 amino acids. The record is from RefSeq and is a predicted model, not a curated record. The transcript has 6 exons.
GAGUAAGGGAGAAUCAAACAGGUUCACAUAGUGCUGAUUAGGGAGCAUUGUGCUAUUUGGAGAGAAUCCAGCAUGUUAACAUUCCUAAUAUCGUUGACAAAAGUCAAAACAAUAUUAGGCCAUAGCAACUACAAUUCUAGGAAUUCCUGGAAAUCCAAACAGCAAUACAAAUAAACAAAAAAAGAUGAAGGAAAUUCUGCAAAUGACCAAAUAAUAGUUCAUUUACAAGAUAGCGCAGAUGUGCAUAUGUACAAAGGGAGUGCAACAGAAGUAUUCUAAACUGAUCCGGAGUUGUGAGUGUAGACGGGGUUCAGUAAUAAAUAUAAAUGCCCACAACGACGAUGCUAAGAUGCUAAGUCAAGUCCAAGUUAAAACUGGAGAGGGGCAGACUCCUGAAUGGAGUUCCCUUCUCAUUAACGUUUGAACAGCAGCAGGAGUUUCAGUUCAACAUCAGUGCUGACUGAUAAGGAAUGCCAGCAGAACCAGUUGGAUCUGCCUGAGCUGUGACUCACCUGCCAGGCUCAAGCAGGUAGAACUGGUCCGAUAGGUGAGUCCCACGAGGUCAAUAAAUGACAGAGCUCAGUUCCUGAGUCAGUCAGUGAUUCGCAGGUGGAUCAGACGCUGUAACAAACCAUGUAUCUCCUGUUGUUGGUCGGUGUGGUUCUGGGAGCUUACAUCAUCCUCACACAGACUCUCUUCAAAAGAUCCAAAUGCAAAGGAAACGCAGCGAUGGCCGGGAAGACCGUCAUCAUCACAGGAGGCAACACCGGCAUCGGUAAAGCCACGGCUCUGCACCUGGCCAGGAAGGGAGCCAGAGUGAUCCUGGCCUGUCGUAACCGGGACAAGGCCGAGGCUGCUAUCAGAGAUAUACAACAGGAUACAGGAAGUACUGAUGUGCUCUACAUGCAGUUGGACCUGGCCAGUCUGAAGUCCGUCCACUGCUUUGCCAAAACGUUCCUGAAAACUGAGUCCAGGCUGGAUCUGCUCAUCAACAACGCUGGUCUGGUAGCUGACGGGCGGACGGAAGACGGCUUCGGCAUUGGGUUUGGGGUGAACCACCUGGGUCACUUCCUGUUGACCUGCCUGCUGCUGGAUCGUCUGAAGGAGGCGGAGGAAGCUCGAGUGGUCUCUUUGUCCUCCAUGGCUUACCGCUGGGGACACAUCGACUUCAACGCUCUGGAGGCAAACGGACACCUGGGCACCGGCAGGUACAGCUGGCAGUUCUUCCACGCCUACUGCAACAGUAAACUGUGUAACAUGCUCUUCACCCACGAGCUCGCCAAGAGGCUGAAAGGAACCAACGUCACCUGCUACAGCGUCCACCCAGUUCAGGUAGUGCGACAUCCUUAUUGA